UUGAUGCACAGAGAGGAGGGAGGCAAGCGUAGAAGGGAGGGCGAAGAAUAAAUCCUCACUACAUAAUCAUUAGAGCUCACAAGCCCUUCCUGUGACACGCCGCGUUGCACUUGUGCUGAGGAGUGUCUGGCGAGAGCCCCGCUGAUGGUGGACAGUGGGGCACAGGUGGGAGGAAAGGAGAGAAACCAAACACGGGACAGGAAGUGAGUAAACCAUCAAGACAACAAAAAAAAAAAAUCAGUUGAAAGGAAUUUUCCAAACUCAGACGGCGGUCUUGCUUACAUCUGUCCGGCUCCCUUGCCUGGGGCUUGCUUUGAUGGAGCCGGAGCACCAGGCGAGGGUGAGGAGGGGAGGCUGGAGGAAGAAGACGACCGGGGUCACCCUGAAGGAUCAACCUCAGAAGGACAGGUGUCCCCGCAGAAAGACGGAGUACCAUUCGGAGGAGGAUUGCCUUUGCUAAGUUUCUGCAAACGCUCUUUGGAGGUUUAUUUCCCCUUCCAAGCAUCGAUCCCGAGCCCAAGACCGGAAUUAUUAUUCUCCCAGAGGUGGUGAAACAGCUUUCAAAUAAAAGGCUUUGGCACGCUUGUCCCAUGUGGGACGUUUUUACCUGAAAUCGCUUUCCUGAGCCAUCACGUCUCACCUUCCCAACCGGAACAUUUAGCCUAAAGUGAGCGCGAAGAGCCACCAUGUGUUAAUUUGCUCGCUCUUGAUAUCGUUCCAUCACGUCGCAUCAUCAAGCCCCCUCCCACUUUCUCCCCCUUCUACCACCUCCAUCCCUCCUCCUCAGCAGCCAGUGAUAAUGUGACCUUCUGCCAAAAUGCUGGAAACCAUGCCGCCGCCGUCGCAGCGGGCUCCUCUGUUGCUGCUACUGAAAUAGACUCAAACAAGCGGGAGGAAGGGGCGCGGAAAAGAAAGAAGAGGGGAAGAAAGCGGAGGAUCAAGGAGAGGAAUGAGCGCUGACAGUUCCGGGCUGGAUGUGGAUCGCCGACACAGGCAAUAGGUGACUUGAGAUGGGCGUUCGUUUGAGCGCCUCCUUGUGGUGGCCGCCGCUGUUGCUGCUACUGCUCUAUAGCGCCACCCUCCGCUGCUCAGCCAGGCCCUUCGGGAUUCCGGCGCCCACCGUAAACGUGGCGGUUGUUUUCAGCGGCUCGGCCUACCAGUCGGAGAUCAAGGGGCGGCUGAGUCGUGAAAACUUCAUGGACCUGCCCCUGGAGGUGAACCCCAUCACUGUGCUGGUGAACAACACCAACCCCAGAGCGCUGCUCACCCGCAUCUGCGACACGCUGUCCACCAAUCGCGUCCAUGGCGUGGUCUUUGAGGACAACGUGGGUUCCGAAGCUGUGGCCCAGAUCCUGGACUUCAUUUCCACCCAGACCGGCGUGCCCAUUGUGGGGAUCAGCGGAGGCUCUGCUGUCGUCCUGCCUUACAAGGGCGAGGGCUCCAACUUCCUGCAGUUGGGCUCGUCCAUCGAGCAGCAGAUCAACGGCAUGUUCAAGGUGAUGGAGGAGUACAACUGGGACAGCUUUGUGGUCAUCACCAGCCUGUACCCGGGCUAUGAGGCCUACGUGGAUUACGUCAAGGCCUACAUUGACACCAGCUACUUCAUGUGGGAGCUCCAGGACGUGCUAACGUUCGACAUGUCCGCCGACACCACCAACGACAUCCGGGCGCGACGGCUGUUGCAGCAGAUUGACGCCCAGGUGCUCCUGGUUUACUGCUCCCACGAGGAGGCCCAGUACCUCUUCACCAUGGCCGUCGAGGCCGGACUGGUCGGGCCGGGCUACAUCUGGAUCAUCCCCAGCUUGGCGGUGGGCAACCCAGACAUGUCACCACCCGACAGCUUCCCAGUGGGGCUCAUCAGCAUCAUCACCGACCGCUGGAGGCUGAGCCUGAGGAAGAGGGUGCGGGACGGCGUGGCCAUCGUGGUGAAGGGCGUGCAGAGCUACCGCAAGCAGAGGGGCUUCUUGCCGGAGGGACACAACGACUGCCACAAUCCCGUCAAGACCCUGGCGACUAACGACACACUUUUCAGGCACAUGCUGAACAUAACCUGGGAGCACAACGACUUUUCCUUCAAUGCCAACGGCUACCUGGUGAACCCGGCAAUGAACAUCAUCUCGCUGGACCGAGAGAGGCAGUGGGACAAGGUGGGAACUUACGAGAUGAGCAUCCUCCAAAUGAGGUACCCGGUAUGGCCCCGCUACGGUUCCUACCUGGAGCCCGUGUCUGACUACAGGCACCUUACGGUGGCCACGCUGGAGGAGCGGCCUUUUGUUAUCGUGGAGGCCGUGGACCCUGUGACCGGAACCUGCGUCAGCAACACGGUGCCGUGCAGACGACAGUCCAACAAGACGGAGGCAAUCGUGGGCCACACGGAGCCGUACACCAAGCUGUGCUGCAAGGGAUUCUGCAUCGACAUCCUCAAGAAGUUGUCGCGCAACAUCAAGUUCUCCUACGACCUCUACCUCGUCACCAACGGGAAGCACGGCAAGCUGGUGCGUGGCAUCUGGAACGGCAUGAUUGGAGAGGUAUUCUACAAGCGUGCCGACAUGGCCAUCGGCUCGCUGACCAUCAACGAAGAACGCUCAGAGAUUAUCGACUUCUCUGUGCCGUUCGUGGAGACGGGCAUCAGCGUCAUGGUGGCCAGGAGCAACGGCACUGUCUCACCGUCUGCCUUCUUAGAGCCGUACAGUCCCGCUGUGUGGGUGAUGAUGUUCGUAAUGUGCCUCACUGUGGUCGCCAUCACGGUGUUCGUCUUUGAAUACUGCAGCCCGGUGGGCUACAACCGCAGCCUGGUUUCGGCUAAAGAGCCUGGAGGCCCCACCUUCACCAUCGGCAAGUCGGUGUGGCUUCUGUGGGGAAUCGUCUUCAACAACUCGGUGCCCAUCGAGAACCCCAAGGGGACCACCAGCAAGAUCAUGGUGCUUGUGUGGGCUUUCUUUGCCGUCAUCUUCCUGGCGUCCUACACGGCUAACUUGGCCGCCUUCAUGAUCCAGGAGCAGUACAUCGACACCGUGUCCGGCCUGAGCGACAAGAAGUUCCAGAAGCCACAGGAGCAAUAUCCUCCAUUCCGCUUCGGCACGGUGCCCAACGGCAGCACGGAGCGCAACAUCCGCAGCAACUACCCCGAGAUGCACUCACACAUGGUCAAGUACAAUCAGAAGGGGGUCGAGGAUGCCCUCAACAGCCUCAAGACCGGGAAGCUGGACGCCUUCAUCUACGACGCCGCCGUGCUCAACUACAUGGCGGGAAAAGACGAGGGCUGUAAACUGGUCACCAUCGGCAGCGGCAAAGUCUUCGCCACCACUGGCUACGGCAUCGCCUUGCAGAAGGACUCGCGAUGGAAGAGGCCCAUCGACCUGGCCCUGCUGCAGUUCCUGGCUGACGGUAGUGCCAAUAUUUCUCAUGCUUGCCCAAUCUUGAUGCCUGUGGUUGUGAUUUUGUGGUUCCGUAUGCCAGGUGACACUCAGAAGCUGCAGACGGUGUGGCUGACGGGCAUAUGCCGCAAUGAGAAGAAGGAGGUGAUGAGCAGCAAGCUGGACAUUGACAACAUGGCGGGCGUCUUCUACAUGCUUCUGGUGGCCAUGGGCCUCAGCCUGCUGGUGUUCGCCUGGGAGCAUCUGCUCUACUGGAAGCUGCGACACUCGCUGCGAAAGUCCCAACGCCUCGACUUCCUCCUGGCCAUUAGCAGGGGCAUCUACAGCUGCUUCAGUGGCGUGGAGCACACGGAUCGCAACGGCAGCAUUCAAAGUCCUGACGUCACCAGCAACUACUCACAGGCCAACAUGCUAAAGAUGCUAAAGACUGCUAAGGAUAUGGUGUCCUCCGCCCGGGUGGAGAACUCCCUGGACAGUGCCACCAAGACCCUGGAGAGCUGGAGUCGGCGGGGUGCGACUGACAACACCCGGGCUGGCCCCCCACCUCGUGUGGCCACCACUGCAGACGUGGCGCACUGCCGCCUGCCCUACAUCACCGGCAUCACAGACAACCACUCGCCCUACCCGGUGAGGAGCCGCACCCCUACUUUCCCCGGCCACUAUGGGGAUGCCGCCGCCCAGCCGCUCUUGGACAAACCACGGGUGGUCACCCGGCCCACAGCGCUACGCUACACGCUUCCCACCCGCAACAACCACUUGGAGAGGACCCUCCCCAUCUCCAGCCUCAGCACACCCCACCUCGCCAUGCCCGAUGUAUCGCCCACUUCGACCACUCAGCCCCACCACACCGGCCGGCUCUAUGUGGAGAACCCCUUGCGGCACCAGUCAUCCCCAUUCAUCACCUACCGGGAAAUCCAGGUUCCCAAUGUCUACGUGGAACAUAAACCCCCCCUGAGGAGGAAGCUGAGCUACCCGCCCGACUGUGGGGGCCGCAGGAGGCGGAACUAUGUGCUCGACGCCCCUGACUUGAGACCGAGGGCCAACUAUGACGAGCCGCGAUCCUGCCUGGCUGAACUCAGAGCCAACCAGCUGAUGAAAAACCAUACCCCGGAUGCUACCCCAGGACACUACCCUUGUGCCGCCCCAGGACACUACCCAUGUGCGGCCACCAGCUGCAACUCUUGCAUGAAGUCGUACCUCGAACCUGAGAUGGACGACGUACCCCUGCUUGGCAAGGAUAAACUCAACCGCAGAGCCUCUUUCCUUAAAGCCACCUGGGGCAACGAGCGCAUUCGACAGGUGGAUGAGACCAAACCAUCUACCUCCAAGUCUCCCCGCAACGACAUGCCCGACCUGUUCCCGCGGGUGGUGGUCCCGGCCAAGGCCCACAAGCUGUAUGGCAGCCUGGGCCAUAACCUGUCCUGCUAUCCACUGACCGCCGAGCCUGCCUACUUGGACCCGGCCCAUAUGGGCUCAUACCCUUACAAGCAGAAACUCAAGCACGCCGACUCUACUCGGCUGCCGUCUUACCGGGAGGCGAUCCUGCAGAACACCGCCGCCCUCCGCCGGUCCUCAUCCACGCUGGUGCACAGACACUACUCCACCUACCUGAACUCCUACUCGGACCUACCGGCAUACAUCGCACCACCAACCCAGUUCUACGACAGCCCCAAAGACAUGUACCACCUGUUCCCGUGUGCCACCCACUGCCCAGAACACCCCGCCACCCGGCCCGUGGCCUAUCAGAACAGCAUGUUUGGGGCAGAGCGGGACGAGCCUGUUUCGGGGGGCAGGGAACGCCGGCAGGUGUUGGUGGCGCGCCGGGUGAACAGUCCAUUUGUGCCAAAACCCUGGGGAAGGGUCUCCAGCCUGGAGUCAGAGGUGUGAAGUGAAAGUGACCACCACCAGUGUAUUUUGAGAGGUCACCUCUCUGUUCUCAGUGCAAUAAAAUCACAAGACACUGACUCAUGACUGGGACAAACCAGGAACAAACUCUUUCAAAGCAUUUAACAAGUUAACCUCUGUAAUGUUUAAAUGCUCAUACAGUGGUACCUUGAUUUACAGGUGAUCCAACUUCGGAGUUUUUCAGUUUGAGUAAUUGCUUUGUGGAUUUUGACAAAAGGUGAAGUAAAUCAGCAGUUCCUGGACUGCAUGUGAGUAAAGAACCUUCAGCUUUUUUUUAAAACAGGACAAACGGACAAAUACCAAAACAAAAAAUACAAAAUGAGAUCACUUAUUUGGAGCUGCUGUAGGUACAACUUUAGCCCAGACGCUCACACGCAGACUAACUCGCCAAGUCCCCAAUCUCACUCAAAAAAUGCUUGUCGCCAAUUUCCCUGAACAAGAAAAAAAAUCAGUUUUUAGAGAGACCUGGAACGGAUUAUUUGCAAUUAAAUUCAUUUCGAUGGGGAUAAAUGAUUUUAUAUGUGUGCAAAUUGAGUUAGUAGUCGAAUUUAACUUGUAAAGCAAGGCACCACUGUGUGCGUGUGUGUGUGUGUGUGCGUGUGUGUGCGUGUGUGUAUGUGUGUGUGUGUGUGUGUAUAGAUAUAUAUCUUCACAUUUGUUUUACUUUUCUAAAAUGAUUUGAAGUUAAAUUUAUGCCAUCACUAUUAUAGCGACCAAUCUUUCGCUCACAAGGGGAAUGUAUAUCAAAACGUAUAAUGUGUAUUUCCAAUGUUACACUACCCUUUAAUAAACAACAAGGUCAUUGGUCCGCCUCGCUCUCCACCUGAA
Hippocampus zosterae (dwarf seahorse) is the source of this 6110-nucleotide messenger RNA. It is a transcript of the gene grin2ca, whose product is annotated as glutamate receptor, ionotropic, N-methyl D-aspartate 2Ca. Gene Ontology annotation, biological process: excitatory postsynaptic potential; long-term synaptic potentiation; synaptic transmission, glutamatergic. The record is from RefSeq and is a predicted model, not a curated record. The transcript has 12 exons. Lineage: Eukaryota; Metazoa; Chordata; Actinopteri; Syngnathiformes; Syngnathidae. Gene Ontology annotation, molecular function: NMDA glutamate receptor activity; transmitter-gated monoatomic ion channel activity involved in regulation of postsynaptic membrane potential. Bases 1011 to 5264 code for a protein of 1417 amino acids. Gene Ontology annotation, cellular component: plasma membrane; NMDA selective glutamate receptor complex; postsynaptic density membrane.